Molecule: messenger RNA, 760 nt
Organism: Gopherus evgoodei (Goodes thornscrub tortoise)
Lineage: Eukaryota; Metazoa; Chordata; Testudines; Testudinidae
Gene: APOM
Product: apolipoprotein M
Exons: 7
Coding region: 64-630 (188 amino acids)
Biological process (GO): high-density lipoprotein particle assembly; high-density lipoprotein particle clearance; cholesterol efflux
Cellular component (GO): very-low-density lipoprotein particle; low-density lipoprotein particle; high-density lipoprotein particle
Molecular function (GO): phospholipid binding; lipid carrier activity
Source: RefSeq, a predicted model, not a curated record
AAAGGUGAGCCAGCCACGGGGACAAGGGCUGGCAGACAGCCCCGAACCCGGCCCCCACCGGCCAUGCUCCAGCGCACCUGGUCCUACCUGCUGUACCUGUAUGGGGCCCUGAUCGGCGUCCUGAGCCCAUGCACCCCCCCUGCCCCGCUGCCAGCCAGCGGGCUGGACCGGGACCAGUUCCCCCGGCAGUACCUGGGCACCUGGCACUUCAUUGCCGCCGCAGCAGCCACCCCUGUUGCCCUGGAGAUCUUCGCGGGCACUGACGGCUCCGUCUUCCACAUGGGGCAGGGCCCCCAGCCCCAGCGCCUACAGCUCCGCGCUGCCCUCCGCCUGAAAUCAGGGGACUGCGUGCCCAGAUCAUGGAUUUAUCUGCUUAACGAAGGGAGCACCGACCUGACCACAGAAGGGCGGCCGGGAAUGAGGACUCAACUGUUCUCCAGCAAGUGUCCAGACACCAUCAUUGUCCAGGAAACUGACCGAGACUAUCAAAGGAUCCUACUGUAUUCCCGCACCCCCCAUCUGGCGGACGACUGCAUUGAGGAUUUCCGGAGCCAAGCCUACUGCCUGGACAUGGAAGAAUUCCUGCUUAUCCCCCGCAGCCAAGACACCUGCCAGCUUCAGGAUUCCUGACUGACCCACUGCCAGCCCCCCAGGCUGCUGCGACUGGCCCCUCUGAGGAAGCACCCCCCCCCGAAGACUGACCCCUCAUUCGCCUGGAGGAAAAAACUCCAUUUCCGCAGAGCCUGGCAAAUAAAUCCCA